GCGGCGAGCGGAGCCCGGCGGGAGUGCAGAGAGCCAGGCAGCGGGCGGAGGGGGUGAGGAAAAAGCGGGGAAGCCCGAGGAAGACCGCCUUUCCCGCCUCACCCCCAGCUCCCGGAGCCAACUCGGAGCCCCGAGUUUGUAGAUGGGGUUGCGCGGCGGCGCCCGCGGCUGAGGAGAGCGGCGGCGCGGAGGCGGCCGAGGUGCGAGCCGAUUUCUUGACUUUGCAAAGGAAGCUGAUGAAGUUGGAAAAUCCCAUUGUUAGGUCUCUGCUGCUGCUGCCGCCAUCGAGGGUUUUUACUCUUAGAAAGCUUUUGUGCAGCAAUGCAGCAAGUUUUGGAAAACCUUACGGAGCUGCCCUCAUCUACAGGAGCAGAAGAAAUAGACCUAAUUUUCCUGAAGGGAAUUAUGGAGAAUCCUAUUGUAAAGUCACUUGCUAAGGCUCAUGAGAGGCUCGAAGAUUCAAAAUUAGAAGCUGUCAGUGAUAAUAACUUGGAAUUAGUAAAUGAAAUUCUUGAAGAUAUUACUCCUCUAAUAAAUGUAGAUGAAAAUGUCGCAGAACUGGUUGGUAUACUCAAGGAGCCUCACUUCCAGUCUCUCCUGGAGGCCCAUGAUAUUGUGGCAUCGAAGUGUUAUGAUUCACCUCCAUCCAGCCCAGAAAUGAAUAAUUCUUCUCUCAAUAAUCAGUUAUUACCAGUGGAUGCCAUUCGUAUUCUUGGUAUUCACAAAAGAGCUGGGGAGCCAUUGGGUGUAACUUUUAGAGUUGAAAAUAAUGAUCUAGUAAUUGCUCGAAUCCUUCAUGGUGGAAUGAUAGAUCGGCAAGGUCUGCUUCACGUGGGAGAUAUCAUUAAAGAAGUUAAUGGCCAUGAAGUUGGAAACAAUCCAAAAGAAUUACAAGAAUUACUGAAAAAUAUUAGUGGCAGUGUCACCCUAAAAAUUUUACCAAGUUAUAGAGAUACCAUUACUCCUCAACAGGUAUUUGUCAAAUGUCAUUUUGAUUAUAAUCCAUACAAUGAUAACCUGAUACCCUGCAAAGAAGCCGGGCUGAAGUUUUCCAAAGGAGAAAUUCUUCAGAUUGUAAACAGAGAAGACCCAAAUUGGUGGCAGGCUAGCCAUGUGAAGGAGGGAGGAAGCGCUGGUCUCAUUCCAAGCCAGUUCCUGGAAGAGAAGAGAAAGGCAUUUGUUAGAAGAGACUGGGACAAUUCAGGCCCUUUUUGUGGAACUUUAAGUAGCAAAAAAAAGAAAAAGAUGAUGUACCUCACAACCAGAAAUGCAGAAUUUGAUCGUCAUGAAAUUCAGAUAUAUGAGGAAGUAGCCAAAAUGCCACCCUUCCAAAGAAAAACAUUAGUAUUGAUAGGAGCUCAAGGUGUGGGCAGAAGAAGCUUGAAGAACAGGUUCAUAGUACUCAACCCCACUAGGUUUGCAACAACAGUGCCAUUUACUUCACGGAAACCCAGGGAAGAUGAAAAAGAUGGCCAAGCAUAUAAAUUUGUGUCACGAUCAGAGAUGGAAGCAGAUAUUAAAGCUGGAAAAUAUUUGGAACAUGGGGAAUAUGAAGGAAACCUCUAUGGAACCAAGAUCGACUCUAUUCUUGAAGUUGUCCAAACUGGGAGAACUUGCAUUUUGGAUGUUAACCCACAAGCUCUGAAAGUGCUGAGGACAUCUGAGUUCAUGCCCUACGUGGUGUUUAUCGCUGCUCCAGAGCUGGAGACAUUGCGUGCCAUGCACAAGGCUGUAGUGGAUGCUGGAAUCACCACCAAGCUUUUGACAGACUCUGACUUGAAGAAAACAGUGGAUGAAAGCGCAAGGAUUCAGAGAGCAUACAACCACUACUUUGAUUUGAUCAUCAUAAAUGACAAUCUUGACAAGGCCUUUGAGAAACUACAAACUGCCAUAGAGAAACUGAGACUGGAGCCACAGUGGGUCCCAAUCAGCUGGGUUUACUGAUGAUUCAGUAAGGUUAACAAUUAAAUAAAACUUUCAAAAAGUGACUCAGCAUAUGAACCUUCUACUGAGAAAAUACUUGCAGAGAUAGAAGGUACCUGCCAAGUCAGGCGCUGUGCAAAUUGAACAGUACACUAUGCUAAGUUUUUAUAUAAACUGAUUGGGAAGGUGUACUAAUAUAUAAUUUAUCUUAAUUUUUCUAACUUUUUAUGGAUAAUCUUUGUAUUCAUAUCACAAAGAAAUGCGUUGAAGCAUUUUGUAUAUGUUUUGAUUUAGUACCCUUGCCUUUUACAUCAAAGGAAUUUUCAGAUCAUUUACUCUUAACAUUGGUCUCUCACAUUUUCACUGUGAUAAUGAAUACUUGAAAUAGUUUUGUAAAGCGAUCAUUUACUUCAGUAUUUAGUGAAGGGUCAGUUACUCUUAUUAGAAGAAAAUAGUUAUUGACCUUCCAUCUUAAUCAAAUUUCCUACAGAAGCAGAAUUUUAAUGUCAGCGCUACAGCCAGUCUACAACUAUCUUAAUCUGACAUCAAAUCUUUUUAGUGCCACAUAUUAUCCAGAGAUGAAUGGCUAUCCAUUGUAAUUUAUGAGUAGAUUAAUUUUUCCCCUCAUAUCUCUUGUGAGAAAAUGAAGAGCAAUACCUUGCACUCUUAUGAGGUUGUUCUUUUCACUUGUUGCAGUGACAUGUUAAUAUGUGUGCACAGUGAGCUUGGGCUGGAAGCAAGGUCGUACAGACUGAGAGUGCCUUAUCCUGUAAAACUUUACUUAAUGAUAAUUAAACUUUUACUUAUUUCCACAUAUGAAAUUUUGAAUUACUUUAAACAAAUUUUUUUUUUUUAAGGAUAUGGUCAGCAAAAGUAAAUGCCUCUGCAAAUUUUUGUGAUGUUUAAAGAUGCCUCUUAAGUUUGCAGCUAGAAGUUUUUUGUGAAUGAGAUCAGUUGUGCAUUCUGAAAUGUGAUAUGAUUGUUAGGGUACUUGAUCUAUAUUUGUGUUGAAGACAAAAUACAUUGAAGAGUUUACAAAAUUUGGAAAUAAUUGUCAACUGUUUUAUAUAUAACACAUAAUAUAUACACUGUAUAAUGUGUAUAUUAUAUAUUAUAUAAUAUAUUCACAAUAUUUUCUAUUUUUUUAGAUUUCUGUUAGAAAAUACCCUUUUGUUUAAUGAUUAGAAGAAAAGUCCUUUAGAUGCUUUGCCAUAAUUUUCAAAUUUCCACAUUGACCUCAGUUAAUAUCUUCCUUUAGGUUUCUUGGAUAAUUUUUUCCUAAAACAUUCAGAGCUGUAGCUUGUCACUAAGCUAACCAGAUUUUGUAUUGCUGCUAGCUUUUCACAUACACACUGUUCACACUUUUAAGGGGUAGGUACUUGAGUACUGAUGAGCAUCUUUGGUGACAAACAUCUGGCUUCUGAACUUUUCUUUCCCCUCACCAAAGAUAUAUCAAAAGGCCAUCUGAGAGGACUUUGGCAGAAGAGAAAAAAAAUCUAUGGCAGGAAACAGUAUUCACACAUGUACCUAAGCUGCAAUAUUGAUAAUAAUGGAAAUCUGUAGUCUUUUUAAUUUUAGAACUUUUGCUUAUCCUAGGACAGGAAAUUGGGAAUACUCUUAAUAACUGAAAUUUUUUAAAUGCUAUAUAUUUACUAAAAUUCUUGGGUUCUCAUAGUAAUGUGAAUCAAAGCACAGUAUAUAGGGAAUGUCCUGUGACUUGAUGUUCCAACAUACUGUAAGUUUUCAGAGACAUCUCAGCUCUUUGCUCUCAGGAAAUGUGCUGUCAUAGUCCCCAGCAUACCAUCGUGCCACAGCAUGAAGCCUUUCUAAGCAGCUUACGGGAAUUGUAGCAGCGUCGAAGUCUGUCCACAAGGUAUUUCUGCCAUCUCGGUUCAAAGGAGAGACAGCUUUCACAACUGUAUUUAUAGCUUUUUUGUGGAUACAAAAGUGCAUGUUGUCUGGAAUAUAGUCUAAACUUCUUUGUUUAUAUUAUAAAUGGUAUUCAUGUGUGACUGCAUAGCUAAUGCCCUUUAGAGUCCUCCUAAUGAAACAAGGAGUUUAGUUCAUCUUAAUAUAGAUGUCAGUGUUUCCAAAAGUGAACUCAUUAGAACAGUACUUUUUAUCUCAGUUAAGAGUCACUGACCUUGAAAUCUUAAGUCCCACCUGGGUCUUACUCAGGAUUCUUCUGAGGUAAUUAGAUAAGGAAAUGUAUACAUAUCUUGUGGGAAAGGUCUGAGAGACUUAUUUGUAAUCAUGUUAUGACAAGAAAAUGGUUUACAAUGACUUUGAAUAAUUGGUUAAAAAUAUACAAAGGUAUGUGCUUUGGAGAAGUGUGAUAUGCUGAGAUACAUACAAAUGUAUUGGAGGGUUUCUUGGGAAUAGAUGAAUAUUUCUUGUGGGUAGACAAAAAUUCAGUAGUCAGAACAUGAUUAUUUCUAAACAACCAGUGGUUAUAUGUACUUUUUCAUAUUCAAAUGUACAAAUACCCAUGGAGCUGAAGUCCUUGAAUUUGACCUUUACUAGUAGAAUAUAUUUGGGGCUCUACAAGUAGAAUUCACCUUCGUUAUAACUGUACUUGCAUUGUGAAGUCUGUUUGAUAUUUAGGUGAUGUCAGAUGCUGCAAGAAUUUGUUUACUUCACCCAACUCAAUAUAAUUGCUGACCAUAACUUUCUAAAACAGAAAUCCAAUACUACAGUAAUAGUAGCCUAAACCCUAGAUUCUAGCAAAUUUAUUUAUAAUAGCCUGUAAGAAUUUGUUUCCUUCAAAAAGGUUGAAAUGCAUUUAGAAAAUAACUCAAAUUAGCAAUAAAUCCAUUAGCAUUUCAUUAUUGGUUGUGGCUAGAUGCUAUUUUGGCUGUAAUAUCCCAAUGAUAGUAAAAGGAUGACCAUAUCUGCUCAUAGAAACACCAGUAUACAGGAGACCAAGGCAGGAGGACAAAAAAUUGAAGACCAGCCUGGGGACAUAGUAAUACUGUCUCAAAAAAAAAAAAAAAAGAAAAAAAAAGGGACUGGAAGACAUCUCAUUAACAGUGUAUGUCUGACAUAUGCAAGGCCUUGGACUCAAUCCCCAGAAAAGAAAAAGAAAUGAUACUUGCUUUAAAAAUGCAUUAAGAUACUAUUUAUGUGUAACUAACAUCGUGGCCCAGUGAUAGAGUUGAUUCUCAGCAUGGAUGGCCAUAGAGUUUAGAACAAUUAUUUUGAAUGAACAAAUUCAAAAUAUAAACAGUUUAAAAAUAAGUAAGAAUAAUCAUCUACUUAUACUUUGCUUGUAUGGCUUCUCAGUCAAUCCUGUAUUACUCAGAAAUUACAGGCUAGAAAGCCAGUAAUUUAUUACUAAUAAGGUUUUACACUAAACAUGAGAAAGGCAAUCCUGAAAUUUUAUGUAUAUAGUUCAUUUUUAAACAUUUGAGUUGCCAUAUAUAUGUAUAUGUAUAGAAUGUAAUAUUCUCCCAAAAUUCAUGAAUAAUAAAGCUAAAUAUAUACACCCAUAUGUUAUAGCUAGUGUUCUAAAAUUUUUAAUUCUUCUCAAGUUCCUAGACAUCCUGAAACUAUUUUAGAUUCUUUUAAAAGGCUUAGUUCCAUUUUGAAGCUGAUCCUUACCUCCUUCCUUCCUGAAAGAAGAGAAAUUGAGCUCAGAAAAUUCCUGUUCACUAUUAGAACUUAAUUUCCUUAAGGAAAACCAGAUUUCUGGAUGGGAAAUACUUGUUCUAACUUUUAAAUGACUUUGUGCUAUGAUUUAGGCUUGAUGAUUACAGUACCUACCCUCUUACUCCAGGGGAUUUGUGGUGAGAAUUCUUGUAAUAGCAUCUAUCAUGUGUUUGGAGUUCUUUUCAGAAAGUCAGUAUUUGAAAUGAUAUUGUACAUAGUGCAAAUGAAUACUAUUAACAGACUUUUAAGAAUACAUUUGAUGACUAAUUCAGUGCUACUGUUUUUUCUUUUGUAAAGUAGAAGUCAUAAGCCUGAAGAAAACAAUUCUAUAGUUUAAGGUAAAGUUAUUUUAAAAUUGCAAUUUUUUUAGCUUUUAAAGUUAGUUUUUAAAAUAUUCAUUGUAUUUCAUUAUAUUUUUCUGUGUCCCUGGAAUGACUUUUGAAACAUGCACAUAAUCAAACAUGAGUCCCUGAUGGGCUGAAACAUGAGCAAGAGUAAUGGUGUCCUAUUCCUAAGGUAGCAAUCAUGGUUUGCACCACUUUGGCCAAAUACUACAAGACUGUCUUAAAGAUAACUCUUAUGGUAAAACUAGAAAUGGUGUACUUCUGCUGGCUGUGUUCUACUUACCAAGUAGGACUAAGUUAAUUCUCUUAACUCUUAGCAGUGACUUGCACUAGGGUCACUUCUCAUGUAGUCCCUCAAAGGCGUACCUCUCUCUGUGGUGAAGUAGCACAUGGUGAGCCACGCAGGAGCCCACCUCCAGGUGUAAGAGACUGAAAAGAAGGUCUGUUCUGCCCUUCCAGUGAUCUUAAUAUGGAGUUCCCUUUAGAAUCCCAUUCCAGGUUCAUUCUCUUAGCAAAUCUGUGCUGCCAACCAUAUCCCUAACAAAUUAUGCAAGAUUAGAGCGGUGCAGUUCCUGGCAUCAGAACAUUCGUCCAUGCUCCCUGAAGCUUCCCUGCUUGGUUCUUCUGCCUGAUGUUGAUACUGCAGCCUUGAUGUUUCACCCAUAGUGUGAAGUUUAACAAGCAGCUCGAUCUUUCUUGGAGGAAACAUUCAGUUAGGUCCAAUUAAUGGACUGGAAAAUCCAAAAAAAAAAAAGCUAUUUUUCUUUCUAAUUACUUCCU
Messenger RNA from Jaculus jaculus (lesser Egyptian jerboa), 6695 nucleotides. It is a transcript of the gene Pals2, whose product is annotated as protein associated with LIN7 2, MAGUK p55 family member. Gene Ontology annotation, molecular function: protein binding. The transcript is spliced from 13 exons. Gene Ontology annotation, cellular component: cell-cell junction; plasma membrane. NCBI's taxonomy places the organism in Eukaryota, Metazoa, Chordata, Mammalia, Rodentia, Dipodidae. Bases 322 to 1944 code for a protein of 540 amino acids. The record is from RefSeq and is a predicted model, not a curated record.